UCUGAGGUUGAAUAACACUACAUAUAUUUUCAACUCAAAAAUAAAAAAUGAUGAUAUAUCCAAAAUUAUAUGCGGAGAAUAAUCGUUUGUCGACGGUUCUUAUAAAAAAACAUUUGACGGAGUACAACCACUUGAUAAAAUGGAAAAAUAGUCCUUCAGUUUUAGAAAUAGGGCAUGGCGAUGGAGGAAGUUCUCAAAGAUCAUUUUUUCCUUUCUUACCAAGAGAUUUGAAAGAGUUCGUAGCCGUCGACAAAUCUGAAAAAAUGGUGGAAUACGCUAAGAAAAACUCUAUUCUGCCAACAAUGAAAAUAGAAAAACUUGACAUCACAACGAAACAACUUCCUGCCGAUUAUAUCAAUAGGUUCGAUCACAUUUUUGGAUUUUUUCUGAUGCAUAUGGUGAAAGAUCCAAGACAAUGUUUUCGAAACAUGCACAAGUCGCUGAAACAAGGAGGGUCUAUAUUUUUGAAUUUUUUUGAGCAGACUCCAAUCGAUGAUUCACUCGACAAAUUAUCGAAGAAUCCGGAAUGGAACAUGUAUGGAGCGGAAAACUUGAUUUCCCCCUAUUACUACAGUUUCAAUUCUCGGUUGAACUGGGAGGAAGAUUUGAAAGAAGCUGGUUUCCACAAUUACGAAUUAUUCGAAGACAGAGGCUCUUUUGAAUUCCGUAAUAGCAAUGAGUUCGACAAUAACCUGCUGUCGGUUUGUAAUUUUCUUCCGAACAUUCCUGCGGACAAACAAGAAGAUUUCAAAGAGUAUUACAAAAAAUUAACUAGAUUAGACGAAACAAUCAAUGUACGAAUUGAAGAUGGAAAGGAGAUUAUUUCUUUCAAUUACAAAAUGUUCAUAAUUAUUGCAACUAAAAACUCCAACGUAAUAGAGAAAAUUCUAAAAAUAAGAUUAGUGAAUUUUACAAGGAAAUUCAAAUUGAUAUCUGAUCAGCAAUACGGAUUCAGGGAGGGAAGAUCAACGAAAGAUGCAAUACAUAAUCUAACUACUUGUAUUUACGAAGCUCUUGACAAAAAAAUUCCAGCAAUGUGCAUCUUCGUUGAUUUAUCCAAAGCUUUUGAUACCGUCAGUCAUACAAAACUCCUGAGAAAAUUAGAGAACUGCGGAAUACGUGGGAAAGCUUACGACAUUUUCGAAAGCUAUCUAUGUGACCGAGAACAGAGAGUUAGUGUCGAUGGAAUCGUGAGUUAUCCCAAAAUUGUUACUUAUGGUGUUCCGCAAGGAACGGUUCUAGGACCAAUCCUGUUUACAAUAUAUUUGAAUGAACUAUUGCAGAAAGAAAUAAUCAGAAAGUUAAGAGUUCGUAGUUCUGCAGAUCAGUGCAAAACAGUUAAUAACAACUGGAUCAAAAUGAUGAUUUUUCCAAAAAUGUUUGCCGAUAGCAAUCGGAUUACAACACAACUGAUCAAGAAGAACUUGAAAGAAUACAAUCACUUGAUAAAAUGGAGAAAUCAACCUUCGGUUGUGGAAAUUGGAUACGGAGAUGGCGGAAGUUCUCAAAAAUCAUUUUUUCCUCACUUACCAAAAGACUUGAAGGAAUUUGUAGCUCUCGACAAAUCCGAAAAGAUGGUGGAGUACGCUAGGAAAAACUCUAUUCUGCCAACAAUGAAAAUAGAACAACUUGACAUAACUACUAAACAACUUCCUCCCCAAUAUAUCAAUAGGUUUGAUCACAUUUUUGGGUUUUUUCUGAUGCAUAUGGUGAAAGAUCCAAAACAAGCAUUCAUGAAUAUGCACAAGAUGCUGAAACAAGGGGGGUCUAUAUUUCUGACCUUUUUUGAACGAACUCCAAUUGAUAAUGCGCUCGAGAAAAUGUUGAAGAAUCCAGAAUGGAACACGUACGGAGUAGAAGAUUUGUUAUCACCUUAUAACAGUAGCCCUGAUCCAAGGCAGGAAUGGGAAAGGAAUUUGAAAGAAACUGGUUUCCAAAAUUACAAGUUCUUUGAAGAUAGUGGCUCCUUCCAAUAUCACGACAGCAAUGAGUUUGACAAUUUGAUGCUGUCAGUUUGUACGUUCUUACCGAAUAUCCCUGAAGAGAAACAGGAAGACUUUAAAAAAUAUUACAGAAAGUUAACAAGGACAGGAAACUUGAUCGAUGUUCAGGUUGUAGAUGGAAAGGAAAUCAUUUCGAUAAAUUAUAAACUGUUCAUCACGUCUGCUUGGAGAUCGUGAUGUGAGUUUCUUGGUAUUUGUUUUCAAUAAAUAACGUCUGACAAAUCUA
Leptinotarsa decemlineata (Colorado potato beetle) is the source of this 2229-nucleotide messenger RNA. RefSeq names its product juvenile hormone acid O-methyltransferase. NCBI's taxonomy places the organism in Eukaryota, Metazoa, Arthropoda, Insecta, Coleoptera, Chrysomelidae. The record is from RefSeq and is a predicted model, not a curated record. Gene Ontology annotation, molecular function: S-adenosylmethionine-dependent methyltransferase activity.